Sardina pilchardus (European sardine) is the source of this 1175-nucleotide messenger RNA. It is a transcript of the gene ptger1c, whose product is annotated as prostaglandin E receptor 1c (subtype EP1). Gene Ontology annotation, biological process: inflammatory response; adenylate cyclase-activating G protein-coupled receptor signaling pathway; positive regulation of cytosolic calcium ion concentration. NCBI's taxonomy places the organism in Eukaryota, Metazoa, Chordata, Actinopteri, Clupeiformes, Clupeidae. The record is from RefSeq and is a predicted model, not a curated record. Gene Ontology annotation, molecular function: thromboxane receptor activity; prostaglandin E receptor activity. Gene Ontology annotation, cellular component: plasma membrane. Bases 9 to 1175 code for a protein of 388 amino acids. The transcript has 2 exons.
AGCAGGCGAUGGCUUUGAACGACUGCUCCACCUCUCCCCUGGACAUCUUCUCCUCUCUGGAGCACCCGGUGUCCCUCUCGGUGGCGCGGAACCGCUCGCUGAACGCCACCUCCUCUCCGGCGGGCCACCUCCACCCCCCGCCGGCCUACGCCAUGUCCUGCCUCAGCAUGAGCCUCGGCGUCGCGUCCAACCUCGUCGGCCUGGCCGUGCUGGCCGGCUCCAGCGCGCGCUUCCGCCGCCGGGCCAAGGCCCCCUUCGUGCUGCUGGCCCGCGCCCUGUUGCUGACCGACCUGGCGGGCCAGCUGAUCACGGGCGCGUUCGCCCUCUACCUGCACCUGGAGCAGCGGCACGGGCCCGGAGGAAGGGCGCCGGGAGGGGGCACGCGGACCUUCUGCGGGAUGUUCGGCGCCUGCAUGGUGUUCUUCGGCCUGUGCCCGCUGCUGCUGGGCAGCGCCAUGGCGGCGGAGCGCUGCGGGGGCAUCACGCGCCCGCUCCUGCACGUGGCGCUGGCCACGGUGGCGCACGCGCGGCUGGCGGCGCUCGUGCUCAUGGCGCUGGCCCUCGGCCUGGCGGCGCUGCCCCUGCUGGGCGUCGGCGGCUACGCGCGGCAGUACCCGGGCACCUGGUGCUUCCUGCCCGUCCACGGGCAGCUCUCCCCGGCGCACGCCGCCCUGGCGCUGGUCUUCGCCGGCCUCGGGCUCGGCGCCCUCCUCCUGUCGGUGCUCUGCAACACGGCGAGCGGAGCGGCGCUGCUGCUGGCCAGGCGGACGUCUCGGCGGACAGCCGGGCAGUCCGUCGCCGUCGCCAUCGCCGCCGGCGCCAAGCACCGGGGCCCCGCCAACGCAUCAUCUGCGGGCAUGCGCUCGCUGGACGUGGAGAUGAUGACACAGCUGGCCGUGAUUAAUGUGGUGUCAUGCGUUUGCUGGUGUCCGUUUCUGAUCUGCAUCUCUUUGUCGGUUGGGAAGUUUCUCGUCGGCUCCCUUCCGACAUAUCCGGUGCGAAAGCACGAGCAGCAGCUUCUGCUGUGUCUCCGGCUGGCGUCCUGGAACCAGAUCCUGGACCCGUGGGUCUACAUCCUGCUGAGGCGCGCUGUCUUGCGCAGGGUCUGCUGCCUGCUGCAGCCCGACAGGAUCUCACUUCCACAGAGCAGCUCCAGCACUGGAUACCACAGAUGA